This is a messenger RNA of Lactuca virosa, 636 nucleotides long. The record is from the annotation of a GenBank genome assembly. NCBI's taxonomy places the organism in Eukaryota, Viridiplantae, Streptophyta, Magnoliopsida, Asterales, Asteraceae.
AUGGAUACUGGGUACAAGCAUUUCAGCCAUGCACACAACCUCGUCAUCCACCAAGCACAUGAAGCUGCCAAGAUGUCAUGCACCGGCUGCAACUCUUUGGUCAUGGGGACAAUAUACGUUUGUUGGCAGUGCAAUUUCAUGUUACACGAGCAAUGCUUUCGUGCAACCCGGUCCUUAAUACAUCCGUCACACCCUUCUCAUCCUCUAACUUUAGUUCCUUAUCCAACUUAUCCCUCAAAUUCCUUUUACUGUGAUACCUGUAAACUCACCGGAAAUGGAUUAUCAUAUUCCUGUUCUGAUUGUGAAUUUGACCUUCACGUCCUUUGUGCUCAUUCUAUUACCGAUACUUCCCCUACUCAUCAACCCUCAAUGGUUCACCCCAAUCAAACUCAUGGUCAAGAAAUGGUUCCACAAAGUGGCCAGAACUCUUACCAAUCACAAAAUAUCUACCCUCCUACUAGUGUUCAUAACCCUAUUACUAAUUUCCAAUAUUCUUCCGUGACUCCUAUUAUGCCGGUGGAAGAAUCUGCUUCUGAUCGUGAGCAUAUAAAAAAAAACGAGCAAAGGCUUGAGAUUGCAAGGGAGGAGUAUAGAAUAGCUGCCCUUGGACGUCAAUAUGCCUUAGACAGCAUAUAG